UUGCCUUUUUUUGAAGCAAAUGCAACGCGAACUUGCCACCUAGGUGGUGUAUGGGACAACCGGACCGACUACGGAGCCUGCGUGCUCGCAGACGCCAUUUCUGAAGCUGAGGGAACCGUGUACCUGCAGGCCAUCUUCUGCACUGGCUACUGCUUCUCCCUUCUCGGGCUUGUCCUCUCUCUCUUCAUACUACUUCGGUACAAGUCUUUGCACUGUCUCAGAAACCACAUCCACGUGCAUUUAAUGGUGACAUUGGUCAUUCGUGUGGUCGCUUGGCUUACGCUCUACGGAACCACGAAAAUUGACUCACUGCCUCUAAUGUAUCUUUACAAUGCAACGACCUCUGUCCAGGCGUGUGCCAGCCUCGCCAUGCUCUGUUGGAUGUUCAUUGAGGGAGCGCAUCUCCUGAAGAUUAUCUACUGGACGUAUGGCCUUCACCAAAUACGACUCUGGCACUACGCACUCUUCGGCUGGGGUAGGAUUGAUUUUGCCUUGGAUAAUGUGCAGUUUGACGGCGUGGAUGUGCUUAGAUCGCGUGUCUUUCAAGGCGGCAUUCUCUGUGUGCCUGCUAUACUCGUGUCAAUUUGGACCGCUAUCAACGCCGUCCACAAUCCCAGCACGCGUUGGAUUGAACAAAGCCAGGAUUUCUACCUGAUCUCGUUGCCCUCUCUGGUAAUUCUCGCAGUAAGCCAUCUCCUCUUGACGCAUAUCUCGAUGAUCCGAUGUAGUCUUACGUCACAAGACUUUACACAAUGUGUCGCAAGCUAUUCCUUUGUGUUCCAGUGCAACACUCUCGUGCUAAUCUCCAUCAUAUACACCCUACUCUUCCGUCUCAAAGCACCGAAGGUUUCACCGUCGAAUGGAGCCGCCACUGGCGUCACCCGACGACGCAAUCGUUCAGCCUCAAGCCAGAUGCUCAGCAUCGGCCUCACGACCCCUCGUCUUGACGUGUCCACGGACACCGCGCCGACUUCCUCGUGUGACCCACAUCACCGUCUGAGCUUGGAAAUGGCGAAUGGUCGGAUCGUAGGUGGUUCCAGUGACCGCAAACCUGCUCCACCGGUCAGAUCGCCGUUCGCCUUCGCGCGGAACGUCUACAAGCCAAAAUUUAGGCUUCCAGCUCGCUUCAACAGGGCGGAGUUCAUGUGCGUAAUGAGACUCAUCGUUGUUUGCUGCCUCGUCUGCCUAGAGCAUUGCCUGAUUGCCCUGUUUUCGUGUUGCAGGAGGUCGCUGAAGGCCUGUCUCAUGCUGGUUCCGCUGUUGGGCAUUCCACAGGUCAUAUUCAUUGUGCCCUACCACGCGUCGGUUGUGCGCAUCUUCACUUACAUCAACGCCAUCGUCACCUCUACUCAGGGUUUCUGGGUGGCGCUAAUCUUCUGCUUCUUGAAUGAAGAGGUUCGUCUCCUUCUACGCAAUUCCUUUCAGAACGUCAUUCUGCAAAUGGCAUUGCGAAAAGCCACCCACAAUGCCCAGCGUCGUCGUCAUUCUCCCCAGGCCAACUUGCCUGCUCUGGGGGUGUAA
This is a messenger RNA of Mesocestoides corti, 1521 nucleotides long. NCBI's taxonomy places the organism in Eukaryota, Metazoa, Platyhelminthes, Cestoda, Cyclophyllidea, Mesocestoididae. The record is from the annotation of a GenBank genome assembly.